Molecule: messenger RNA, 888 nt
Organism: Pygocentrus nattereri (red-bellied piranha)
Lineage: Eukaryota; Metazoa; Chordata; Actinopteri; Characiformes; Serrasalmidae
Product: proliferation and apoptosis adaptor protein 15
Exons: 4
Coding region: 346-738 (130 amino acids)
Biological process (GO): MAPK cascade; regulation of apoptotic process
Molecular function (GO): protein binding
Source: RefSeq, a predicted model, not a curated record
GAGAGGGGCGUCUCUAUUCUGAAGCCGGCGAGACUGUGCACGGGCACGCGCAGCAACUUUACCGGACCGUAGCGCGACCACACGCCGUUGACGACGCCUGCUUGAGAGCUUAUCAGCACGCGUACACACACACACCUCUCCACACAACACACUUUGUCCACCGCCUUUAUCGCCGUCGUUCCCGCCUCUGACUCUCUCUCUGAGACCGAAGCGGACUUAGCGCAGCCCGGGCUCCACGGAGAUCAGCAGCGGCUGCGGAGCAGAGCAGCACGGACUCAGCUUCAGCCUCACAGCCCCAGCGCCGCCACACAGUUCCUCCACUGACCGCGCUCAGCCUCCGGAAUCAUGUCGGAGUACAGCUCUUUGCUGAGUGACCUGUCCGAGAACAUCACUAAUGAGGAUCUGGAGCAGCUGAAGUCAGCCUGCAAAGAGGACAUCCCUGAGGACCAGAGCAAUUCCAUCACCUCCUCCAAAGAGUGGUUCAAUUACCUGGAGAAAAAUGACAAACUAGCCCAGGAUAACCUCUCCUACAUCGAGCACAUAUUUGAGAUCUCACGACGGCCUGACCUUUUGACCCGAGUCAUCGAGUACCGCACAACGGUCCUCAAGAUUUCAGAAGACGACGAGAUUGACACUAAACUCACACGCAUUCCCUCUGCCAAGAAAUACAAGGAUAUCAUUCGCCAGCCAUCAGAAGAUGAGAUCAUCAAGCUGGCCCCUCCCCCCAAGAAAGCCUGAGGUCAAUAUUUGUGACCUUAUCUCUUCGUCCCUGGCGCUCCACCUCGCCAAAUCAUCUUCAGCCCCCCCAAUCACCAAACCCACCCACCCCGCCUCAUGCCUUCACUCACCACUAGCCAUCACUAACAGUCAUCGCCAAACGCUUAACAC